Molecule: messenger RNA, 3125 nt
Organism: Pteronotus mesoamericanus
Lineage: Eukaryota; Metazoa; Chordata; Mammalia; Chiroptera; Mormoopidae
Gene: OTUD6B
Product: OTU deubiquitinase 6B
Exons: 7
Coding region: 72-953 (293 amino acids)
Biological process (GO): protein deubiquitination
Molecular function (GO): cysteine-type deubiquitinase activity
Source: RefSeq, a predicted model, not a curated record
AGGGGUGGGAGGUGCCUGCCAGCGGAUGGUGCAUGAUUGUUCCCUCGUGAGUGCUCGGUUACCUGGUGGUCAUGGAGGUGGUCUCGGCCGAAGAGCUUGACGAAGAAGAGCAGCUGGUGAGAAAGCAUCGCAAGGAGAAGAAGGAGUUGCAAGCCAAAAUUCAAGGUAUGAAGAAUGCUGUUCCCAAGAAUGACAAAAGGAGGAGGAAGCAACUCACUGAAGAUGUUGCUAAGCUGGAAGCAGAAAUGGAACAGAAACAUAGAGAGGAACUGGAGCAAUUGAAGCUGACUUUGAAGGAGAGUAAAAGAGACUUUGAUGCUGUUAACAUUUCAAACUUGGUUCUUGAGAAUCAGCCACCUCGGAUAUCAAGAGCACAGAAGAGACGGGACAAGAAAGCUGCAUUGGAAAAGGAGCAGAAAGAAAGGAUAGCUGAAGCUGAAAUUGAGAACUUACAUGGAGCUAGGCAUGUAGAAAGUGAAAAACUUGCUCAAAUCUUGGCAGCUAGACAGCUGGAGAUUAAACAGAUUCCGUCCGAUGGCCACUGUAUGUACAGAGCCAUUGAGGACCAGCUGGAAGGGCGGGGGUGCCCUCUGACUGUAGCUGCCUUAAGAAGCCAGACUGCUAAAUAUAUGCAAAGCCAUAUGGAGGACUUCCUGCCAUUUUUAACGAACCCUAAUACCGGAGAUAUGUACACCCCAGAAGAGUUUGGAAAGUACUGUGAUGAUAUUGCAAACACAGCUGCAUGGGGAGGUCAACUUGAGCUAAGAGCCCUGUCUCAUAUUUUACAAACACCAAUAGAGAUAAUACAGGCAGAUUCUCCUCCUAUUGUAGUUGGCGAAGAAUAUCCAAAAAAGCCAUUAAUACUUGUAUAUAUGAGACAUGCAUAUGGCUUAGGAGAACAUUACAAUUCUGUUACAUGGUUGGUGAACAGAGCUACUGAAAAUUGCAGCUAGUUUACAAAAUGUUGCACAAAUUAUUUUUUAGUACAGUGUGCUAAUAUGAGUAUUCAUACCAAGUGCUGGAUCAUUCUAAACAUUACUGAAAAACACAACUACCUUAAAUCAGUUUUAUGACAAAGCUGCUAACAAGUUUUUAAAAAAAUAUCAGAGAUAAACUUUAACUGGUGUCCCCUUAGUGGUAUUUUAAAAACACUUAUGAGUCUAUUGUGGAGAACUGCAAGAUGCAAACCUAUUUGUUUAUAUUUUUAUUAAUAUCGGAUCCUGAACAUUCUGUUGAAAUAAAUCUUAAAUGUUUUACUGAAAGCUUUCUGUAACCAUUUCAAUGUAAGUUUUCUUAAAGAAAUGAAAUGACUCAGUUUCUUUGUCAUUGCAAUAAUGUGGGAAUGGUAAUUUCUAAUUUAAUCAUGCUGUAAAUAAACUUAAUUGACCUUGGCUGGGUGGCUCAGUUGGUUAAAGCAUCAUCCUGGCAUGCCAAGGUUGCGGGUUCGAACCCUGGUCAGGGCACAUACAAGAAGCAACCUGUGAAUGCAUGAAUUAGUGGAACAAUAAAUCAAUGUUUCUCUCUCUAAAAUCAAUCAAUAAAAAUAAAUACUAAACUUGAUUGCAGUAACCUUGGUAUUGAUAGGAUUAAUGCUGUGAAGCUUUCUUGUAGCCCCAUCAAAAUGAAGCUAAGAAGCUUGUUUUAAUGAUUAAGAAUUUUAAAAUGGUUUUUUCUAGGUGAGAUCUGUUGUUAAGCUUUUUGAAAUGAGACAAAUUCAAAGGUAAAUAGGUGUUCCCUAUCAGAUUUAAACCUAAGAAUUACAUAUUAGCCUUUUAUUUGUAAUUUAAAAAGACUCAACAGAUUACUGUCUAAUUCAUCUGUUACUACUUGCUGUUUCUUAAACCUCAGAGUGGAAAUAAUACCAUCAUUGCUUUUUUAAAAAAUUUCUUAAAUAAAUUUUUAUUUUCAAUUACAGUUGACAUACAUUAUUAUAUUAGUCAUAGGUGUACACCCCAGUGAUUAGACAUUACAUAACUUAUUAAGUGAUCAUCCAAUAAAUCUCUCAUCCACCUGACACCAUACAUAGUUAUUAGAUGAUUACUGACUAUAUUCCCUAUGCUGUACUUCCCACCCCUGUGACUAUUCUGUAACAAUUUGUACUUAUUAAUCCCUUCACCUUUUUUUCCCCAUCCCCGAUGCCUCUUUCAUCCAGCAACCAUCAAAAUAUUCUUUGUAUCUGUGAUUCUGUUUCUGUUCUGCUUGUUCAUUUAUUUUGUUUUUUUACAUUAAGGUGUUGAUAGAUAUGUAUUUAUUGCCAUUUUACUCAAAAUUUUGAUCUCCUUAAAGAAGACCUUUAACCUUUCAUAUAACACUGGUUUGGUGGUGAUGAGCUCCUUCAGUUAUUUCUUGUCUGGGAAGUUACUCAUCUCUCCUUCAUUUCUAAAUGUUAGCUUUGCUGGGUAGAGUAAUCUUGGUUGUAGGUCCUUGCUUUUCAUCACUUUGAAUAUUUCUUGCCAAUCCUUUCUGACCUGCAAAGUUCCUUUUGAGAAAUCAGCUGACGGCCUGAUGGGUGCUCUCCUGUGGGUGACUAAUUGCUUUUCUCUUGCCUGUUUUUCAAUCCAUGAUCUGAGUUUUUUGGGGGGUCUGAAAUUUAUUAAAAGAAUGAAAUUAUAAAAUACUGAGCACCUUGGCUUUACUUUGAGGUAAUCUAUUUAAAGUUAAAAGAGAGGCAUUAUAAAGUAAUAAAACAAGGUAUUGGAAAACACCUUAUUAGCAGUUGUUUUUUCCUAACAAGUAACAUUUUCUUGAUUAUAGGUUCAUCUUUUAUUUUUUUAAUUUUAAAUGGUCGAUAUGGUUAUGAACAAUAUUUAUAUGGUUAGUUUCUGUUCUUUCAUAGAACAGAUAAAAAUGAUUUUAGUUGUAACUUAAAAUUGCAGUCUUUAAAAAAUGGCAGUUAAUUUAAAAGCAGAUAAACUAAUUCAGUUUGCUAUAUGAUGAUAGUCUAAAAACAUUUCAUAAACUUUUUUUGGUCAUAACUCAAAAAGUAUGUCAGAGUUCUGAAAUAUGUAUUAAGCCAAGAAUUUUAUCCAGUUAAAUAUGUUUACAACUUGUAUAAAGCAAAUAAAAAGAGCGUGUAAAACUAUAGUGGCAAUCUAGUUUUGUUCAUAUUAUCUGUGCCAAAAGAA